UCUUCUGACGCACAUUCCCUCUUUUUUGAUUCUCAAAUCUCUGAGAUUCUUCUGAAAAUGGCGAAAUUCAUUGCUUUCUGUUGUUGUCUUCUUUUGAUGAACGUCGCUUUCUCUUUGGAACAAACGGAGGAAGUUCCGCCAUCUUCACCCCCUGAAUCUGCUGUAAGUUUUCCUCCACUGUCCUCUCCUAUUCCAUUUCCUCACGUUCCGGCGAGUUCACCGGUGGAAUCGCCUUUGCACUCUCCUCCUGCGCCUCCGCCCUCAGAUCUCGUUCCCAGUCCAUCUCCUGCGCGUGUUCCUUCUCCGUCACCGAAUCUGGCCCCAACGCCAGCGGCCGAUAGCGAUUUCCGUAACAGCAUUUCUAAUAACGGUGGAGUAGAGUCAGAAUCCUCCAAAGGAGGGAUGAAUGGAGGAAAGAAGGCUGGAAUUGCAGUUGGAGUGAUUGCCGCAGCUUGUUUCGUUGGAAUAGGAGGAAUCGUGUACAAGAAGCGCCAAGACAACAUUCGUCGAUCUCAGUACGGGAACGCUGCUAGAUCUUCGUUCUUAUGAGUUACGAGGAACUGAAUGUCGAUGAUUCUGGAUUAUAAUGAGCUAUAGGAGUUACAGGUAGUGAUGAAGCUUGCUGCUUCAACCUAGGAGUAAAGAUUGUGGCCAUGGACAAG
Molecule: messenger RNA, 662 nt
Organism: Cucurbita maxima (winter squash)
Lineage: Eukaryota; Viridiplantae; Streptophyta; Magnoliopsida; Cucurbitales; Cucurbitaceae
Product: proline-rich receptor-like protein kinase PERK12
Exons: 2
Coding region: 58-549 (163 amino acids)
Source: RefSeq, a predicted model, not a curated record